This is a messenger RNA of Physella acuta, 3061 nucleotides long. RefSeq names its product integrator complex subunit 5. Lineage: Eukaryota; Metazoa; Mollusca; Gastropoda; Physidae. Gene Ontology annotation, cellular component: integrator complex. The record is from RefSeq and is a predicted model, not a curated record. Gene Ontology annotation, biological process: snRNA 3'-end processing.
CUGCUAAAAGACAGCUUGCCACAAAAUGGCGACUGCAAGCGGUGAUAUUUUAACUGGAUCUUCAGCGUCGGACUUGCGCAGACAGCUGAAUCAGUUUCUCCAAGGGACAAGUAAUGGUGGCCCAGUGAGUUAUGAUGCUCUCUCGCAUUCAGCCUUAUAUUUACUGCGGACUGUUCCUGUUGCUCGCCAUGCUGUCCUGGAGCACUACUCCAUGUCUUUUGAUGAUGCCAUCAACACAAAUUUAAGCUUGUCAGAACGAGGACCAUGGGGAGGACAAGACCCUGAGGUGAUUUUGAGGAGUCAGCAAACAGCAUUACAGGAUGUCACUGGAGUCUUGCUAAGCUUCAUAAAAUCAAAUGCUGAAGCAUGGGCGCCCAUUGUAUCAACAUGGGCGUUGUCCCUUCUAGGUAUGGUCAGCACUAAGUACGCAGCCAAACGAGGAGUCCAGCACUCCACAUCACUGAAUGAGGUACUGCAGAUGUGGAUGGCCUGCCCACCUGCUAAGAUGCUGAUAGAAAUCACAACGGAAUGCUUUGCAGCUAUGGUUGGUGGUGCACCAGAUAUGUGUGUUGAUGCUUUGCUAGAAGCAUCUGUUCGCUACUCUCCAAAUUUUGAUUGGGUUGUUGCCCACAUUGGAUCGUGUUUUCCGAGGACGAUCAUCACUCGUGUUCUCAACUGUGGCUUGAAAGAUUACUGUACCAGUAGCUCUGAUGGCCUGGAUAAGGAUAUGGCCAAUAAUAGGAUGAAAGUUCCCAAAAUGGCCUCCGUUGUUGGUAUCUUGGGCCAUUUGGCUGCUAAACACAGCCAAGACAUUCGCAAAGCUCUAAUGGCAUUGUUUGAGGCGAGCCUUCAUGGGGAGUCACAGAGCAACAGAAUGACGACUCUGCCCUUCCUUCUUCAGUUGGCCUCCAUGUCUGACAUGUUACUGCAAAUAUUGACUUCGGAUUUAGUUGCCGUCUUGAGUCCUGCUGUAGUCAACAAGCUACACAGACAGUUUACACACUGGAAGCGCGCUGCUCCAUCUGAUUACAACAGCUUUUUAAACCUUGUUGUCCACCUGAUCGCCAAGUGUAAGGUCGGGUCAUGUGACAUGAUCAACUUCCUUCUACAAACAGCCAUACCACAAGAGGAUAACAAUGGUGGAGAAAUGCCCUUAGAAGAAGUCAGAGAUACUUGCAUAGAAAUUAUGCACAUUCUUUUGUUUGAACUACAACGUGGUGUAUUGUCCAAGAAGGGCAAUGGAUUAAUGGGGGACAUGCCGUUGUUGACAGGAUUAGCUGCACAAGUGGAGGCUCUCCCUGGAUUGUUGUUGAGUAGCCGUGGAAACAGAAUACCCUGGCUGUUGAAACUGUUGACCUAUACAGCCCUACAGGCAGGAGAGAACUGCGCAGCCUCUAUCCUGGCAGCUGUUGUCUUCAACUCCCAGACUCCACAGCAACUGGGAGCGUUCUACAGACUGAAGCAAGGAAUUGAAUUGGGCAUCCCCACAGUCACACAGUGUGUUCUUGCUCAGAUCUUCAAUAAACUCGAGUCAACGGCCGCAUCCUUACCUCUACCCAGCACACCCCUGCACUCCUCUGCUGCACCAGAGAUCAAUGUGUUACAGGCGUUCAGGAACCUGGAGAGGAUUGUGUGUGUGGAGCAGAUGAAGAUCAGAAAAAAAGCUUUCUCCUGCAGCACAAUCAUUGAAGGCCUGCGACAACGCCACUCUGUGCUGUGCGACUUCCUCCUCUCUCCUGACCCCAACAUCAGCUUGUGUGCCCUGCGUCUGAUGACCAUGGUGGGGUUCCCGCAGGAUCUGAGCAUCUCCCUCCUGACCAGGCUCUGUGGGGUGGUCACUGUCUGCUUCUACUCGUCUCUUCAUCUCAUCAUAGAAAGUACAGGUUCCCUGACAAAACGAAACAGGAUGACAGAACUCUGUAUGUCAUGUAUUGAACAACUGAGUUGUAUCCCCUUCACCAAGAGUUUAUUUAUUCAUUACCUUGUUGAGGGUGCUGUUCAAAAGGAAAACUGUUACCUGUUUGGUGGGAGGUGCCCUGUGACAGCCGUCAUCAACUCCAGCACCUCCAGUGGUAACACAGACACAGUCUCCCUUCUGGAGGAGAACCGCCAGCAGAGUCUGUCCAUCGCCUUGCCCAGGUUCCACUCCAGCGUUUACCAUGGGGGUGUCAUACGACAAAUUGGGAAGGCGCAGGCCCCACAUAAACCAUUGCCUAAACACCUCGUAUCUAAAAAUUGUCUGACCUUCACUGAAACCCUCUGGCUGUGCUGUCGUGAGCUCACUCAAGCUGUUCCAGCUGCUACUGUUGAUGGCACCAACGGGCAGAAGGAAGAGCCAAUGGAAACAAAUCAGCCUCCCACUAACAUAACACAGAACAUAAGUGAGGGCUCAGCUCGUACCCUGGGCUGUGUGAUAGUUGACGUCUUAACUUUAGAUUCCCUGUAUAACGACGUCCAUUGGCAGGAUCCUGACUUCCGCAGGGUCACAACUGAAAGGGAUACCCUUGUAUGGAAACGACUAGAGGAGCUGCCAGUGCUAUGGAAUGUCAUCCAAGAGUUUAGUUCCAGCUGUGUAUUCCUGUAUUACCUCUCCCCUGUGCUGAGAUCACUAAUGGCAGUCAUGAUGAACCACUUGGAAGUUUCUAGAGAAGGAUUCAUGAGAAACUGUCCCAAACAGUGUGAGGCAGCUAUCAAGUUGGUCUACUGUCUAACUCAGGGUUCAUGGAUACCAUCUCCACUUUCAAAUAUCUCAGAAUUGUUUCCCUUUGUUUCGCCAUAUGAGGCUUAUCUUCUCUUGCUAGGUUUAUGGAGAUAUAUCAAGGAAAAACCACCAACAGAACUAGAGAAAGAUAUGAAAAGUAGAACAUGUGAGGCCUCCCAUAUGUUUGUCAUCACAUCUAUUAUACAUGCAAAUAUUGAUCACAUGGGACACCUGUGCCCUAGGUUCUUCAACAUGUGACACCUAAUAUAUAUGUACAGCUUCUGUGUUCUACCCAUUGUUUCAUUUUACUGUAAAAUUAUUCUGUUGCUGAAUAAAAUGUAUUUAUUUUUUUAGUAAAUA